UGUCAAAGUCAAAGUACUAUCAGAAUUGGAUAUCAGAAUGUCAGAUUUCAGCAUUUAAAUAAUCCAAAAUCACAUCGAAAAUGUUAUUUAUAAAUACUCAAACACGUUAUUAAUAUCCUUUAAAAUAAACCUCCUUUUCAAUACACUACAAAAUGGUAGAACUCGGAUUGACGCCUAAUAAUGUUGGUUAACCUCGCAAAUGGUUUCUACCGUAGUCGUGUUAUUACUAUUUGUUUUGGUUUUGUAUGCGUAUAGAAAUCACAACCGCGAAUUCGAGGCGACUGCCUCAGCAAUCCGUGAGAUCUGGUCGGGCAGUUGCCGUUUAUCCUGCAGAGAAAAUGAGAGCAGUGGCGUCAGUGGACCACUAGGCCUGGACAAAGGACAGGCCCAAGUAAUAGAGCCGACCUAUGGCCUGGCCAACCAGUCCAAUACCGAUCAGACUGUGCCCGACUGUGUUUGCGAGACCUGCCCCUGUAAUCUUGUAGAGAAUGUACUCAGAACGUGCAGACCUGCUACAAGUUUGUAUAAUGAGUUCAUCGAGUUGAUUUCAAGCGGUUACUAUAAUUUAGUGAAAGCAAUAUGUGAUGCGGGACGAAUAGUGAGCAGUGGAGUGUCAGAGACAGGCCCAGGUAAAUCUAAUUUACUGUCAAUAAUGCAAGUGGGUUCAGCAGACAACAUUAAUUUUAUAAAUCAAACUGCUGUUAAAGUUGAAGUCGAAAUUAAGGACCCAGAACAAAGUCAAAGAAAAAAAGGAAAUUCCGUUUCAAAAAAAGUAUCAUCGCCUGUUCAAAAUAAAGAGCUAGAGCUCGGCCAAAGAAAAGAAAUUGCUUUUCAAGAUGGAUCUGAUGCAGUAAUACUAAAAGACCUGCCAAAAAUAGCUGCAACUUCUCAAAAGGCAUCUUUAAAUGUAAAACAAUCAGAGGCUACAAAAGAUGGUGACUCUAAAACUUCGGUAGGAACGAUAAGCGAUCCGAGGAGUUGUUCUAAAUGCAUCGAGAAGGGUAAAGUAUGUAUGGGUAAUUGUCCAAGAGCGAAAGAUAAAGAAAAUAAAUAGAAUUAACAGUAA
This is a messenger RNA of Maniola jurtina (meadow brown), 1066 nucleotides long. RefSeq lists its product as uncharacterized. NCBI's taxonomy places the organism in Eukaryota, Metazoa, Arthropoda, Insecta, Lepidoptera, Nymphalidae. The record is from RefSeq and is a predicted model, not a curated record. The transcript is spliced from 6 exons. Bases 200 to 1054 code for a protein of 284 amino acids.